Molecule: messenger RNA, 2631 nt
Organism: Owenia fusiformis
Lineage: Eukaryota; Metazoa; Annelida; Polychaeta; Sabellida; Oweniidae
Source: the annotation of a GenBank genome assembly
AUGGAUAAGUUCACUGCAUCUGAGGUGAUUCGUAGUCUUGGACUGGAGACAAGCAGAGAGCAUGAUGAGAUGGUCCAGCAAGAAAGAGAUAGAGCAGAUUCAGUAAGACCGAAGAAAAUACAACGGAGUCGGACACCUCCUCCACAGCGAACAUCCGUUCAACAAAGACAGAGUAACACAAAGUCUAACUUAAGGACAAUAGCUGUUGAUUGGAGCCAGAGAAAGGUGUGCAACUAUGUAGAAUUUGCGAACUUCUCAUGCAGAGAAUUCAUGGAGAAAUUUUCCAGGAGAGUUGUUGGUGGAGGAUUUAGAUGCUUCCUCCAUGAAGUUCAAUCAAAACACCAGUUUAUCGAAUUGCUAUUGGCCAAAUGUUUAGAGGAUUUAGAUGAAACUGAUAUGCUGCAACAUAUGGAAGAGCAUCGGGUGUGGCUAAUGUCAAAGGAAGCUUGCAACAACACAACAGAUUUGGGUGUAAACCCAUCCAUGAUGAGUGGCAACAAAGCUGUGAAACGAAAACUUGCUUCCACUGAAGGUAGGCCUUUACCGAGGCAAAAGAAAAUUAAAGUGGCAAGUGGAGAUUACAGUGGAUUCCCAACAAAGAAAAGGAGAGUGGUUCAACCACCAAGACCCAACAAAAAACAUACUACAGGUCGAAGGACACAGAACAUGCAGAAUUCAACCACUGAACCAGUAACUGUCUUCCCAGAUAUUUGUUCAACAGAGCAGUCAUAUCAGCAUUCUCUGCAUCGUGUUGUUGAGAGGAGAGCAAUGAGGUUUGCAGAUGGUAGUCACUGGGUGUAUUGCUGCUCCUGCAAUUUGGACGAAUCAUCCAUUAUCAAGAAUGCAUCAGAAUCUCAAACUCAAGAAUACAAAGAUUUCUCAUGUUUCAAAUGCUUACAUAUCUCAGCUGUGGAGAGAAUAGCAGUUUCUUACGAUAGAGAGAAUGCCAUUGCGGUUGAGGAUGGUUUUGGCUGUCAAGAAAAGGAGGAUAGUUUGUUUGAGAUAGAUUGGGACUGCUCCUUGACUGGAGUGUAUGCUUCAUCAAGUAAUUCAUAUGGAACUGUGGGUGUUGCAAAUAAACAUCUUUGCUGCUACACCUGCAGGAGCCACACUACAUAUUGUAGUCAUGUAGAUGUAGUUCGAUCUGUUGAUACACUUCCACACUACCUUGAGGAGAUCCUCAGCAAGCAAGAUUCAGGUGACAGCAAACCAAGAAGCAGUGUGCUAAAACCACUGUCUAGCCAGACUAUAACCCUCAUCCCCUCUCAACGCCAUCAGUCACUCUUCAGAAAUGGACUAGACCUCCAAAUGGAUGGUGAUAUGCUACAACUUGAGCCAGGUUUAGAGACCAAAUGCCCAAAGUGUCAAAAUGUUGGGCUGCUAGGCCCACUCAAGCUUUGGAAAGCCUCACAGAGACUCAUACUUUGUUCAAGGAUUUUAUUUGCAAAUGUGUACAGCAGGGCGUGUCAAAUCUGCAGUGCAGAUGUAGUAUAUGAUGGUUGUGAAGAUGGUCUUCUGAAUAUGGGGUCGUUCAUUGUAACUCAUCAGAAGCUACGCUCCUACCUUUCAGCUUUUGAACAUAGCAAGAUUCCGCUACAUUCCUUUUACCAGACAUGGGUGGCAGAUAUGGUCAGCUAUGGUUACAUUGACUUUGAAAAUGUUUUCUUGUACAACCACUUUAGAUCAUCUUGGUAUGCGUUCCUCGAUCUGCUUGAACUAGACUACCAGGAGAUGUUCUCCUGCCCUAAAUGUGGAGAUACUCCUAACACCAUUGUUUGUGAUGGGACAUCUCUUUCAUUUAGAAAGGAUCUGUUCAGCUGGAGUACACUUCAACAGAAUGAUGGAAAUGCAAAGAAAAAAGGAAGUGUUAUUCAGGAUAGAGUCUUCAUUGACAAUGUUAAGGCAAGGAAACUGCUCAAAAUGUUUGCACAGUCCAAAUCAGGGAAACAGAUGGGAGAAGAUGACUACAACUCAAUGAGUCAAAUUCUGCCCCAAUGUGAUGACCAUGGCAAUGAUGUCCUGUUACUGGUACAAAGUAUUUCUUCAAUAGAAAGUCGGUAUCCACCAUCAUAUUAUGUUGAAUUCCUAAAGACAUUAUCUUCCUCUGCCCCUGUAUGUGCGACUAUUCACCCGUCAAUAGAGUUGCGCAAUCUCCUGCACCAACUUGCAGAUGGUUUGGAUGUGAAGGAGGAUAUUCUUGCCUUGACUAAACUGCAAAGAGAAAUCCCUGCACUCUAUACACUUAUUAUUGGACAGCCUGAAGCGUCUAUUCCUGAAGCAGUCAGACCUCUCCUAAGAGCAUUGCAGUACUGGUCUGAGUAUCCCUUUCGCAGUUGUGAUGGAGUGCCAGGUUCAGACAGCAUUGUGGAACGUGAGUUGGCAUAUUUUCCACGCAACCCGAUGGUUCGUGGCCGGGGGAAUUACUCCAAAGAUUCAGCCACAAAGCGAGAGAGAUGUAAGAAAAUGUACACUGGACACCAAAGUCUACUGCCUGGAAUCUUCACAGUAUUAUGUGAGCAUGGUGUAUGUCUUGGUUACGAGGUGAUGAAGAAUCAUGAAUCUCCUAACGUACCCUUUUCGAUAUUCUUGACCAGAUUCAAAACAGGAGGCACAUGGACUAUACUUACUUGA